GUGGCGCGAGCGGGGAAGCGUUAACCGCCCGCCGUCCCGCACCGGCGGCGGCUGUGUGAGGGUAGCAGAAUUGAACGUCUUACAAGACAGCGAUGGCUUUUUCUCUAGAAUUUGAAUAUGGAGGCCACAGGGACAGAUGAAGUAGAAAAGAUAAAAUCAAAGUUUAUGUCUGCAUGGCACAACAUGAAAUACAGUUGGGUGUUGAAAACAAAAACUUACUUCAGUAGAAACUCCCCGGUCUUUCUGCUGGGAAAAUGUUACCACUUCAAAACUGAUGGAUCUGGUGAACUCUCUACAGACGGGUCCAAUUUUGAUAAAAUCAACACGGAGAUUUCAGGAAAUGUUGAGGAGUUUCGUAAAGAUUUUAUUUCUAGAAUAUGGCUGACUUACAGAGAGGAAUUUCCUCAGAUAAAGGGGUCUGCAUUAACAACAGACUGUGGUUGGGGUUGCACGCUGAGAACUGGUCAAAUGCUGCUGGCUCAAGGUCUUAUGCUUCAUUUUCUUGGUAGAGCCUGGGUCUGGCCAGAUGCAUUGGACAUUGACAAUUCAGAUUCUGAAUCAUGGACAGCCCAUACAGUGAAAAAGCUGACAGCAUCAUUCGAAGCAUCACUUACAGCAGAAAGAGAACCCAAGAUCCUGUCAAAUCAUCAUCAGGGAACAUUAAAGAGAAACUGUGAUGACAAUGAAAUGAGAAAUGAAGUUUAUCAUAGAAAAAUAAUUUCUUGGUUUGGUGACUCUCCGCUGGCAGCUUUUGGCUUACAUCAGCUAAUAGAAUAUGGAAAGAAGUCUGGAAAAAUUGCUGGCGAUUGGUAUGGGCCUGCAGUUGUUGCACACAUUUUAAGAAAAGCUGUUGAAGAAGCAAGAGACCCUGAGCUACAAGGAGUAACAGUCUAUGUUGCUCAGGAUUGUACAGUCUACAGUUCAGAUGUUAUCGACAGACAGUGUUCUUUUAUGGAUUCUGGAAAAGCAGACACAAAAGCUGUAAUUAUAUUAGUUCCUGUGAGACUCGGUGGAGAGAGAACAAACAUGGACUACUUAGAGUUUGUAAAGGGAAUUUUAAGCCUUGAGUAUUGUGUUGGUAUUAUUGGUGGCAAACCCAAGCAGUCAUAUUACUUUGCUGGAUUUCAAGAUGACAGUUUGAUUUACAUGGAUCCUCAUUACUGCCAAUCUUUUGUAGAUGUCAGCAUAAAGGAUUUCCCUCUUGAGUCAUUCCACUGUCCUUCUCCCAAAAAGAUGUCUUUCAAAAAAAUGGAUCCGAGCUGCACAAUAGGAUUUUAUUGUAGAACUGUGCAGGACUUUGAGAAGGCUUCUGAAGAAAUAACAAAGAUGCUGAAAUCUUCAUCUAAGGAGAAAUAUCCCUUGUUUACUUUUGUAAAGGGUCAUUCUAGAGACUAUGACUUUGCUUCCACUCUACUCCGUGAAGAAAAUGACCUUUUCUCUGAGGAUGAAAAGAAAAGAUUAAAAAGAUUUAGUACAGAGGAGUUUGUCUUGCUUUAAGGACAUUUUACACAAGAUUAUUGGCAGCUGUCCAGGAGAACACUUGCCUUUUAAAAAAAUAAAAAAUGUAUGUGUCCUCCUCCCCCAAAAAGGCAAGCUUGUGCUGAAAUUGGUCUAUUUUCAUAAAGAUGAUAAUGUUUUAUAUGUUAAUAGUCUUUAAAAUGUCAUUUAUAAACAUACUUACUAAUUA
This is a messenger RNA of Gymnogyps californianus (California condor), 1687 nucleotides long. RefSeq names its product autophagy related 4C cysteine peptidase (gene ATG4C). The transcript is spliced from 11 exons. Gene Ontology annotation, molecular function: protein-phosphatidylethanolamide deconjugating activity. Lineage: Eukaryota; Metazoa; Chordata; Aves; Accipitriformes; Cathartidae. The record is from RefSeq and is a predicted model, not a curated record. The coding region runs from base 118 to 1497 and encodes 459 amino acids.